Messenger RNA from Parascedosporium putredinis, 954 nucleotides. Lineage: Eukaryota; Fungi; Ascomycota; Sordariomycetes; Microascales; Microascaceae. The record is from the annotation of a GenBank genome assembly.
AUGUAUGCCUUGCAUUUACACAACUUUUAUCGUCAAGCCCUCCGCGACAAGUUUAGCCCAACGCAAUUCCAACGGAAGCUCUCGGCGGGGGUGGUCGGAGGAAAGGAAACCCUCCGCCACAAGGCGCAGUGGAGGCAUCUCGCUAGCGGCUGCGAAGGUGACGUCUACUCCUACAACGGGUCGGCAAUCAAAGUGUAUGACGGCGAGCGCACCCCGUUUCGUAAUUGCCUCGCUGGUACCUCUGGUAGGGCGAGGUGGCCUGUCGAAAUACCAGCAACUCUCCUUCUCGGAAACUACGACGUAUCGGGAACGAAUCGCUCAGAAGGUCUUGGUGACUUUGUCCCAGUGACGGACGCUUUCUUUUCGGGCAGCCUGGGAUCCCUCGCCAAAAGGCUGCGCGCCUCUGGGCGUAGCUACACCGUUACGGAGCUCGACAACAUGUAUAGACCUUCUCUUGGCCGCUUGCUAUCCGCACUCGAACACCUCCACCUUACGCACGGCCUCUGCCACGACGAUAUCAAGCCCGACAAUAUCUUUAUCGCACCAGAGGGCAUCCACUCGGACGCUAAAUCGCGAGGCGGAGUGCACUCGGAACACUGGCUUCUCGGCGACCUUGGCAACGCCCGCCAUCCAGCUCAUCCUUAUCACUCAUCCUACCUCUGGGGCCCUCACAAUGCGCAGCUACCCGACUGCCGCGCCAACGACGUGCUCCGUUUGCUCAAAUCGUACAUGACCUUUUGCGGAGCUCUGUCCCCGACCCCACCGCCUCAUUUGACCCUGAUUUCGUGGCGGGCAACCAGCCUUGGAGUUGCCUGUACUGGAGGGCAGCGGACGCACUUCGGCGAGGUGGGCAAGAGGCUACCGCGGCUUCCAUGGUGCACCACGUGUCUGAAGGCACGGUCCGUCCGGGAGCCAGCUCGACUGGGUAUAGGUGAUCCCGACCUGUACUACUGA